GAAAGAGUAAAGGCUGUGAUUGUCAUUCUGGUCAGAAACAACGAAUUGGAACCCAUGAGACGAACCCUGCGUGAAUUUGAAGAUCGCUUUAAUCGAAAGUACGGUUACCCAUAUGUCUUCCUAAACGACGUCCCAUUCACAAAGGAAUUCAAGAUUGCCGUCACUGCCCUGACUAAUGCCCCGAUCAAGUUUGGUCUGAUCCCUGAAGAAAUGUGGUCAAUCCCAGACUGGGUGGAUGAGCCAAAGGUCCACGAACAACUGGCUGACUACGAAGCCCGUAACAUCCUCUACGGUGGCUCCCUUUCAUACCGCCACAUGUGCCGCUUCAACUCGGGUUGGUUUUAUCGUCAUCCUCUUUUGAAAAACUAUGACUAUUAUUGGCGUGUGGAGCCUGGAGUUCAUUUUUACUGCGAUCUCAACUACGACCCUUUCAAAUACAUGCAAGAUAACGGAAAGGAAUACGGAUUCACAAUCACUCUCCAAGAAAUCCCUCAGACCAUCCCUACCCUGUGGGACCACACCAUGAAAUUUGCUCAUGCAAACAACAUCGAUACCUCGUUUCUCAGCUUCUUUGGCAGUCCUGAUGGUGGCUACAACAUGUGUCACUUUUGGUCAAACUUUGAAAUCGCCAGUCUAAAAUUGUGGAGGGAUGAUCGCUACCAGGCUUAUUAUGAUUAUCUGGAUUCAACUGGAAACUUCUUUUAUGAACGUUGGGGUGAUGCUAUUGUUCACAGUUUGGCAGCAGGUCUGUUCUUGAACAAGACUCAGGUUCAUUUCUUCAAUGACAUUGGAUAUAAGCAUGACAUUUUUACCCAUUGC
Molecule: messenger RNA, 819 nt
Organism: Phycomyces blakesleeanus NRRL 1555(-)
Lineage: Eukaryota; Fungi; Mucoromycota; Mucoromycetes; Mucorales; Phycomycetaceae
Product: glycosyltransferase family 15 protein
Exons: 4
Biological process (GO): protein N-linked glycosylation; cell wall mannoprotein biosynthetic process
Cellular component (GO): Golgi apparatus; membrane
Molecular function (GO): alpha-1,2-mannosyltransferase activity
Source: RefSeq, a predicted model, not a curated record